AUGCGCUGGAGCCCGCAACACAUCGCAGAUUUCGCGGGCGAUGGAGCGCGCGUUUACGGAGCGCGCGGUGGGGAGGCAGGAGGGGAUAAUUGUGUCCGACGUAUCGAGCUUCGCUGGGGUAUUCUUGCGUAUUUUGCGCCGGAGAGUGUGCUGAGGAAACAGAGGGAACAUUGGGAUCUGGCGGUGGAGAAAAUAAAUCGAAGACUGGAGAGAGAAAUGUCGAGACCUGAUAUCAUCUCCCUGAUCAAACGCGAUGAAGAUGCGAAAGAAGGAUUGACGAUUCAGGAGUUGCAAGCGACAGCUAGCGUCAUCAUUGUUGCCGGAAGCGAAACGACAGUGAGUGUCCUGAGCGGCAUUACAAAUUAUCUCGUGAACAACCCCGAGAAACUCACUCUUCUUACCUCUGAAAUCCGCGAAAAAUUCCGAGAAAGAAGAGGAAAUAUCAAUUGCCACGCUGAAAGAAACCACCUAUCUAAACGCAGUCUUUCAAGAAGGAUUCCGCCUCUGCAAUCCCACGUAAGAAACCCAUUCUGCCCCUUCCAUAUCCCCAACCUAACAAUGCACAGUCCAGUCGGUCUCCCACGUUUGGUACCUCGAGGCGGCGGCCGAGUAUGCGGACACCACCUCCCAGAAAACAUAUUCGUCAACGUGCAUCCCCAAUCUAUCUCUUUCUCGGCGGAAUAUUUCCACAAGCCGUCUGAAUUUCACCCGGAGAGAUGGCUCUCAGCAAACGAUCCCUCGUCUCCUUUUUACAGCGACAAUCGCAAUGCAGUGCAAGUUUUGGGCGUGGGUCCACGCUCUUGUAUUGGGAGACCUCUGGCGAUGGCGGAGUUGCAACUGGUGCUUGCGAGAAUGGUGUGGAGGUUUGAUUUGGAGAAGGUGGAUAGUGUGGCGGGGAAUUUAAAAUGGGAGGAGCAGAGAGUUUUCACGGUUGUAGAGCGGAAACCUUUGGAACCCAUGACCGAAUGA
Botrytis byssoidea is the source of this 969-nucleotide messenger RNA. RefSeq lists its product as uncharacterized. The coding region runs from base 1 to 969 and encodes 322 amino acids. The transcript has 3 exons. Gene Ontology annotation, molecular function: oxidoreductase activity, acting on paired donors, with incorporation or reduction of molecular oxygen; iron ion binding; heme binding. NCBI's taxonomy places the organism in Eukaryota, Fungi, Ascomycota, Leotiomycetes, Helotiales, Sclerotiniaceae. The record is from RefSeq and is a predicted model, not a curated record.